Molecule: messenger RNA, 376 nt
Organism: Staurois parvus
Lineage: Eukaryota; Metazoa; Chordata; Amphibia; Anura; Ranidae
Source: the annotation of a GenBank genome assembly
AUGUUUAAUGAAUGCACAGAAUCCUGCAAGAUGAGACAACUUGUGGUUGUAUUGAUUGGAGCCAGUAUAUUGGCUGUAUGCAAUGCAGGCUGCUAUAGAAAAGAACCUCAAGAAAUGGAACUGGGUGAAGAGCCCAAAGGGUGCAUUCAUAACGGAGAAACACAUGAACUUGGUUCUGAGUGGAAAACUAAAAAACUGUUACCAAUGUUGGUGUUUUUUAGAUGGAUCCAUGAAAUGUUGUUCAACAUAUGGUACACCAAUCGGAUAUGAUGAAGAGAACUGUGAGGCUGUGUUUGACAAAGCAAGCUGUUCUUACAACCUGAUUCCAAAAUAUGACCCUACAGUGAAAUGUGAAUCAAAGGGCAUGGUGGGCUAA